Asparagus officinalis (garden asparagus) is the source of this 1770-nucleotide messenger RNA. Its product is annotated as transcription factor E2FB-like. Gene Ontology annotation, biological process: regulation of transcription by RNA polymerase II. Lineage: Eukaryota; Viridiplantae; Streptophyta; Magnoliopsida; Asparagales; Asparagaceae. The coding region runs from base 130 to 1299 and encodes 389 amino acids. Gene Ontology annotation, molecular function: protein dimerization activity; DNA-binding transcription factor activity, RNA polymerase II-specific; RNA polymerase II cis-regulatory region sequence-specific DNA binding. The record is from RefSeq and is a predicted model, not a curated record. The transcript has 14 exons. Gene Ontology annotation, cellular component: RNA polymerase II transcription regulator complex.
AUUAAAACACACUCUCUCCUUCUAAUUUCCCUCUCUCUCUCGCCUUUGUCCCCCUCGCCCCCUCAAAACCCUAGAAAAAUCUUCUACAAAUCUCGUGUCUCGCUGCCGAUCAUUGUAAUCUAUCUCGCGAUGCCGGAGAUCGAGGGAUCGAGUAUUCAUCUCUCUCGUCUUCAGCUCCGAUCGCCGCUUUCGUUAGGGCGCUUGAGUGCUAGAUUCUCUGCUGCGCUUGAAAAUGAUAGGAUCUCGAGAAAGUCGUCGAAUGUAAAAGAAGUUUGUGAAGUUGAAUUUCUACGAGCAGUUCAACAAGGCCAUACAGCAGCAGUUAGCCAUAUGCUUCCACCUGUUACUAGCUCGAAAAGUAAGCACCACAAAAAACCAAAGGCUUCAAAGCGGAACGAAUUUCGGCAAGAACAUACUCAAUCUGUUGAUGGUUCUGCUUCUGCUGCCAACAAUUGUCGUUUUGAUAGUUCUCUUGGGUUGUUGACAAAGAAAUUUCUCAAUUUACUUCAACAAGCUGAGGAUGGAACCCUUGAUUUGAACAGAGCAGCAGAGAUUUUGGAUGUUCAAAAGAGGAGAAUAUAUGAUAUAACCAAUGUUCUUGAAGGCGUUGGAUUGAUUGAAAAGAAGUUGAAGAAUAUGAUUCGUUGGAAGGGAAAUGAUAUUUCAAGGCCAAAAGAGCUGAGUGAUCAAAUAGAUGGUUUAAAGGCUGAAGUUGAAACACUACAUACGGAUGAAUGCAGAGUAGAUGAGAUGAUAAGAGAGAUGCAGGAAACUCUGAGAACCAUGAGUGAAGAUGAAAGAAUUUCCAAACGACUCUUUGUCAUGGAGGAAGAUAUCAAUAAGCUUCCUUGCUUUGAGGAUGCUACUGUUAUUGCUAUAAAAGCUCCUUACGGAACUAGUGUUGAAGUUCCAGAUCCUGAUGAGAGUAUUGACCGUUCACAACGACACUUUCAACUGCUCUUAAGAAGCUCCUUGGGCCCCAUUAGCUGCUACCUAGUAAGAAAUCAUGGAGGGAGGGUUAAGGAUUCAAGCCCUUCACAACAGACUGCAGCAUUGAAUUUACCUAAUAAAGCUAAUCGCAACCAUUGUAGAGAUGAAACCUCAUUGCAACAGACAACGAACCGACAAGGAAGAGAUCAAACCAGCCCUGUCCUUUUGUCUGGUUCUUUCAGCUCACUAGACAGUUCAGGGGGUGUGUUGAAGAUUCUACCAUCAGAUGUUGAUAUUGAUGCUGAUUACUUUCUUCUAUCAGAGCCUACAGUCAGCGUUUCGGAAUCCUGGACUGCAUAUGUAGAAUGAUCAAAGAUGAAGGAGCUCCCAAUAAAAGCAUCAAUUUUGGGUUAGCCAGGUAAAAUUGAGUUGACAGCUGAAGACUUUUCCCUCGGCAUGAUCUCAGCAGCAGAACUCCCUCAGGUUCUGAAGAGUGUAAAAAGCGGGAAGCCAAAGGAAAAGCUAAAGGGACCUAUCAACAUGUUAAGAUCUGUAAAUUUGUAAACAUGAUAUAGUUUCUCCUUUUCAAAUUCUAGAGCCAUCAAAAUAAAAGGCCCUAUCGGCAGGAAAGUUUUCCAUUUUGCUAGCAGUGAGAGGCGAUAAAAAGAGGACUAGAGAAGAGAAACGGAGUGUCAUGAGCAGCAGUCGUGAGGCUUUAGUUUAUUUAUUUAGUCAAAUUUUCUGGUGCGGUUGUGAAAACUGCUGGAUGUUUGUGAUGUUUUCAUCAACAUCGAUGUUUUGCGAGCUAAAUUUAUGCCCAUUAUCUUAUCUUUGCUUGCA